CACGGGUUGCAGGAGCCGCCCCGCGCUCCGGACUUUGUCACCUCCCGCUCCUCCCCUCGGUGUUGGGUUUAGGAGCGUCCCUCACCGGGGUGCUCUCCUUUGGCUGUAGUUUGCAGUUGGACGCUGUCAGAAAUACGUGUUAAGAGCCGUGUGAUUCUCGUGCAACCCGAAUUCUUGUAUAACUUCUGUUUGGCUGGUUGGCACCCAAGGGCGCUCCAUGCCCGCUGUGCGGGAUGAGCACAUCAGACACACUGUGCUUCCUAAUGCCAACAACAGGUUGGCAGUGCCUGAGCUGCUCCAGCCUGUAGCGCCGGUUCCUCUGCAGGGACACGGCACAUCCCAAAUGCAGACGUGUCAAAGAUUGCUGCCACAUGAUGUCAGGGGACAGCGACUGCACGAGGACGAGUCCAUCUGCAGGGUCUCCAUCAGACACUGAGCUGUUGCUGCUGGGUCGGCCGAAGUAUGUUUGCUCGUUGUCUCCUGAUCUGGUUACCAAAGCCCGCGAGGAGCUCCAGGAGAAACCUGAAUGGCGGCUCCGAGACGUGCAGGCACUCCGAGACAUGGUGUGCAAAGAAUACCCCUCCCUGGGGACCUGCCUGGACGAUGCCUUCCUGCUCAGGUUCCUCAGAGCCAGGAAAUUCGAUUACGACCGAGCGCUGCAGCUCCUGGUGAACUACCACAGCUGUCGGAGGAGCUGGCCCGAGGUGUUCAACAACUUGAAGCCUUCUGCAAUAAAGCCUGUCCUGGAGUCUGGUUUUGUCACUGUGCUGCCCCAUCGAGACCCGGAGGGACGCCACGUCGUCUGCAUCCGUCCAGACAGAUGGACACCCAGUAAUUAUCCGAUUACUGAGAACAUUCGUGCCAUAUACUUAACGUUAGAAAAACUCAUUCAGUCCGAAGAGACCCAGGUGAAUGGAAUUGUAAUCCUGGCAGACUACAAAGGAGUCAGCUUAUCUAAGGCGUCUCAUUUUGGUCCUUUUGUAGCCAAAAAAGUAAUUGGAAUUCUUCAGGAUGGAUUUCCCAUUCGAAUAAAAGCUGUUAACAUAAUAAACGAACCUCGUAUAUUCAAAGGCAUUUUUGCCAUUAUCAAGCCUUUUCUGAAGGAAAAGAUAGCAAACCGGUUUUUUCUUCAUGGCUCUGACCUGAAUUCUCUUCAUCAAAACAUUCCUCCAGUGAUUCUCCCUGAAGAAUACGGGGGCACUGCAGGGAAGCUGGACAUCUCAGCAUGGAACGAGCUUCUCUUGGCCUCCGAAGAGGAUUUCCUGCAUGAUUUCUCCCAGCUGGUUCUCCCGUGUGACAGCUCUCCCCAUGACAUGCUAGUGAGUGGGGAUGCUGAUGAAAAGCAAUGCGAUGAUUCCUUGCGAGGCAUGAAACCUCAGCUCUAUUAUUGCUACUAACAAACUGGUGAAGGGAAGCUUUAGAGCAGUGAAGACCUCUUCUGUUCUUAUAGGCGAUGUUGUGAACUCUGCCUUACUCCUAAACCUGCAGUUUAGGAACAGACUGCUGAGGCACUUUACACUGUAGAACCAAAGGAAGCUGAAGAGGGCACAGUGGGGGCAGGGCAGAGUUUGCAGAGGGUAAUGGGAAAGAGCAUAUCAUUAGCAAGUUAUGUAGAAUACCUACAGCUAGUCAAUCUCUGGGGAAGAUGCAAACUUGCCUAUUCCUUUGAAUUAUCAAAACAGAAAUGCAGGAUGGUAAGUUUGAUAGUUUCUUCCCCCCACCCCAGUUAAAAGUGACAAUUUACCAGCUUUAUGGCUGUCCAUUCCCUUCUCUUUCUGAAAAUACCCAUAACCCAAGAAAAACAACUGUCAGUUGCUUCAUGAACCCUGUGAGAUAUAGUUCUGUCAGUGGAGACUGCUUACAACCAUAGGCGUUUAACUUGGCCUGUCCCCUGUCACUGUGUUUGGAUUGCAUUUCUGGAAUAUCUGAGUGAAUAUUUGGCUCAAAUUAACACAGAAAGCUUUCUUAUCUAUGAAUACCAGUAUGGAAAUUCUCUUAAACUUUCUCACAGAAAGAAAUUAACUAUUAGAACAGCAAUCUCAAGGCUUAAUGUAAACAGAAGCAGUCUUCAUGGUCAGAACACAGUGAAUUUCUCCAAUCAGGUAAUGAGACAUUUGAUUAGAUUCAAGUUCAGAUACUGAGGUUUGGGAACCAAACGAGAAAGACUCUCACCCACCUUUCCAUGUCACCAGUUGUUCUUUUCUUCAGCUGGUUGCAACGAGGAAGUUGGUAAGUAACUCAUAGGCAGAAUUUGUAGGGCAACUUCAUAGCAGCUGGCACGAUGUAUAGAAGGCAAUACUUCAUGCAGGAGAGCAAGGUGCUUCUUAAGCUUGCUAUGCUGGCCAGAAUUUAAGUCUUUGUGAAACCAAAUGCAGUCAGGCUGUUUGAAAGCACAUUCUUCAAUUUUCUGGUAUUGUAGCAUUUUAAUUUAUUAUUAUUUUUUUACUGUGCUUGUCUGCACUUUUGUGAAAUGUUACAACUCUGGUUUCUGCUUUGUUGAUCUCUUUUGUCUUUGGUUGUCAUGUUCUUUAUGAAGAUCAACUUGAAUCUCAUCUCUGUAAUAUUUACCCAUAACUUGUACGCUUGUGCUUAGAGGUCUUUGUCUAGAAACAGAACUAAGACUCCAGUGUUGCAUCAGGGUAAGGUAUCCCACGUUUAAAUCGCCUGUUCCACUCCCUAAGUUCCAUGUGGUUAAAUGGUCUAGAAUUAGAGCUUAACCGUCAGCACACUCUUUGCACAUGUUCUUCUGCACUGUAGUGGUGUAGAGGUGGGUAACCUCGCUAGAAACAAGAAAGCACACCUGAUUAUUUCAAGGUGAAAUAUUUCACUGCUUGGUGAAAAAGAACAUCCCUUCUACCAGGAGACUUAUCUCAAGCUUCCUCUGGCUGAAAACCUUAUUUAGUGCCAAGUAUAGUAAAAAGCAAACCCUGAUAUCUUGAGAAUUUCACACAUUUGUUUUUCAAAGUGCCAAAUUCUGUCUUGAAUGUCUUUUUCCCUCUCAGACCCCCUACAUUAUGACUGCUCUGCCAGAAACCUCCUCUGCCACCACAGUAAUGGCUUGCUGACCUGGCAGCAGAUAUCAUCCAGGAUCUUGGGGGUGCCAAAUGCCAGACCUCUCAUCUAAGCACUAUAAAAGCAGAUCAGGUUUUGAGAAGGGGUGAGCCACAAGGCUUAUUCCUGAGUGGCAGCCCAGAAUGUCAGUGUGGGUAAGGAACUCAUCACUUGACCUGCUUUAGAACAAAGAGACAAAGAAAUCAAUUUCCCUUGUUUAUAGCUUUUUGUUUUUCCCCUUACCUUUAUAAAUCUUACUCCUCUUUGACAGCUGUGACCUUAAGCACAGGCUUAAAAAAAUAACAACACUUCCUGCUACAUAAAAUAAGUUUAAAAAGUACUGCUAGGCACUUUCUCUUCAUUUUUGACCAAAAUGAGGUACAUGUUUUGCAGAGAUUUCUUUGUGCAAUGUAGCAAGAUGUUAGUAUGCAGGCCAUGACUUAAGUGGCUACCCACACUCUUUACCUGACAGAAUGUAGAGGCUGGUCUGGUCUUUACUGCCUUUGAGUGCCUCUUAACUCCAGCCACAAUACACAACCCUUAAAAAUAAAAGUGUUUUGACAGCUCUGUUAGAAAAGCUGUUUGGAUCCACUUAUUUAAUUACUAGAGAAGGAAACCGAAUAUUCAAAAUUCAGUGUGUCCAUCACAUGAAAAAGAGCCAUGAUCUUCUGGCUGCACCUGAGGAACAUUAAAGGAACCAAUUGCUUUUUCAUGCUCAUACAUUCUCUAGCACAGUAAGUAAAACAAAUCCAUCUCACCUUCCCCUUUUCUCCUGUGCUUACAGAGAAAAUACAUCAUUUCCUCUAAUUUUUAACAUAAUAGGAAAUGAAAUAUUAUCCAAGCUGAAAACAGCUUGUGUUACACCUCCAAAUCUUAAAGCUGCAUUGUUAAUGUCAGGAUACAUCACUUUAGCCACACUUAUCUGUAUCAUAUGUUGUUCCUUGGCUUUAGAACUUACUUAAGCUGUAUCUCUAACCCUUUCUAGGUUUGAAGCCAGUGCUCAGGAAGCACAGCUGUUUUAAGUGCACCUGACUACAAAGCUGAAAGCAUUCUUUGAGCUUUAGCACUUGCUAGCAAAGAAAGAAAAUUGUUCUCAAAAUUUAACACAUCAGAUUUAAGUCUCCUUAUCUGCAGGUUAUGAGAAUAGGUAGGAAAAACUAUUCAACUUAGCAGGUUUGGUUCCUCUUCCCCCUGCCCACCUCUUCACAGCACUAAAACUGAUCAGAGAUUUUACUAUACUUGACAUAACUUUGUUUUCAGAGGUUGUAUGCCUCUGGAAAGCCAUCCCUGCCAAAUCCAACACAUGACAAUGAAUUGUACUCAGACUGCAUGGGGGUAGCCACAGCUUUGAGCAUUACGUGGGAUGAGAGUUAGCUGCAUACUGUACAUAAAGAUACUUGAAUUUAUACUCUUGCAAUGGGUAUUAUAAACCCUGAGGUAUUUUCAGGAUAUGGGUUGAUGUUUCAGUUGUUUUUUUGUUAAAUCUCAUUUUGGCAUGAAUUAAUCACGGUGUUAUUCAAACUAAUCAUUUUGCCUUUUGUCAUAUGUGGGCCUAGAGGUGCUGGGUGGUUAAGUGUACAUGUUAUUUUGACAAAAUCUUAUUUUUAUAUUGCAUUUUAUAAAAUGGAGUGGUCAAAAUAUGUAAUUUUAUGAUGCAUGACUGGGUGAUUAAAUACAUUACCGUAACGGCUGCUCA
Molecule: messenger RNA, 4747 nt
Organism: Coturnix japonica (Japanese quail)
Lineage: Eukaryota; Metazoa; Chordata; Aves; Galliformes; Phasianidae
Gene: TTPAL
Product: alpha tocopherol transfer protein like
Cellular component (GO): membrane
Molecular function (GO): phosphatidylinositol bisphosphate binding
Source: RefSeq, a predicted model, not a curated record